This is a messenger RNA of Coregonus sp. 'balchen', 25826 nucleotides long. The record is from the annotation of a GenBank genome assembly. NCBI's taxonomy places the organism in Eukaryota, Metazoa, Chordata, Actinopteri, Salmoniformes, Salmonidae.
AACGUGGUGAACUUCGUGGACGACAGCUUCCCCCCAGGCCCGUGCUCCGUGGGCUUCCCCGAGGGUGACAGCGUCCAGCAGCGAAUCAAAAAGUGGCUCCGCCCCCACGAGAUCAACUGCAACAACUUCAAGGACCGGGGCGUCAAAUGGUCCGUCUUCCGCACCCCGCGGCCCUCGGACAUCCUGCAAGGCCUGCUGGGAAACUGUUGGUGAGUUGUCGUCACUGAACGUGUGCAUUUUCGUAGUAUAUGUAGCUCAACUAUGUGUGCGUGCGUCCGCGUGCAUGUGUCUGUGUGGGUACAAAACCGUGUGCAACCUACCUUAAGCAGCGUGUGUGCAUGCUUGUGUGUCUGUGGCUUGUGUGUAGAAGUGUAUCCUCGUGGCGUGUGUGUUCAGUGUGCUUGCUGUGCUUCUUAGACACAGUGUUUGUCUCCGUCCUCCCUGGACUAUUCCUAAUGUAUUUCUGAAUGAAUAAACCAACUCCACUCUACAUGUGAGAGGUGAUCUCUCAUCGCUCUUUCUUAAAGGUCAGGGUGAAUAACAGCGAGAAUGAACAAGCACACUGGUGGCCCGUGUAGUUUAUCAUUGAGCAGUGACUAUAGAUGUACUCUCUGGGCCUAAAGCAGAUAGAGAAGGAGGGAGGGGGAGAGAGAGGAAUGAGGGAGAGGGAAAGAGGGAGUUUAACCCUCUAGAGUCUAAGCCCUGUCUAAGCCAUGUUGUGUGGGUUGUUUUAAGAUGGUCAUACCAAGGAUCAUUUAGCUAUUUGAUUGAAUAUUUUAAUUUAAGGUAUUUUUUUGGGAUGAAACAUUGAAUUUGGCAAUAGAAACGCAUUGACUAAAAGAUUCACUACAUGGAACAACAGAUAGUCCCCAAAAAAAUCUAAAGGAAGUUUGAUCUGAAGUGUCUAUCCUAUACAUGUUUUACAUGUAUUUAUCCCCUUAUUUUAGGCACUAAACUAUCUCCAUAUACAGUACCAGUCAAAAGUUUGGACACGCCUACUCAUUCAAGGGUUUUUCUUUAUUUGUACUAUUUUCUACAUUGUAGAAUAAUAGUGAAGACAUCAAAACUAUGAAAUAAUACAUAUGGAAUCAUGUAGUAACCAAAAAAGUGUUAAACAAUAUAUUUUAUAUUUGAGAUUCUUCAAAGUAGCCACCCUUUGCCUUGAUGACAGCUUUGCACAGUCUUGGAAUUCUUUUCCUUCACUCUGCGGUCCAUCUCAUCCCAAACCAUCUCAAUUGGGUUGAGGUCGGGUGAUUGUGGAGGCCAGGUAAUCUGAUGCAGCACUCCAUCACUCUCCUUCUUGGUCAAAUAGCCCUUACACAGCCUGGAGGUGUGUUGUGUCAUUGUCCUAUUGGAAAACAAAUGAUAGUCCCACUCAGCGCAAACCUGAUGGGAUGGUGUAUCAUUGCAGAAUGCUGUGGUAGCCAUGCUGAUUAAGUUUGCCUUGAAUUCAAAAAUCAACGACAAUGUCACCAGCAGAGCACCAUCACACCUCCUCCUCCAUGCUUCACGGUGGGAACCACAUAUGCGGAGAUCAGCCGUUCACCUACUCUGCGUCUCACAAAGACACAGCGGUUGGAACCAAAAAUCGCAAAUUUGGACUCCAGACCAAAUGACAAAUUUACACCGGUCUAAUGUCCAUUGCUCGUGUUUCUUGGCCCAAGCAAGUCUCUUCUUAUUAUUACUCUCCUUUAGUAGUGGUUUCUUUGCAGCAAUUCAACCAUGAAGGCCUGAUUCACACAGUCCCCUCUGAACAGUUGAUGUUGAGAUGCAUCUGUUACUUGAACUCUGUGAAGCAUUUAUUUGGGCGGCAAUUUCUGAGGCUGGUAACUAAUGAAUAUAUCCUCUGCAGCAGAGGUAACUCUGGGUCUUCCAUUCCUGUGGCGGUCCUCAUGAGAGCCAGUUUCAUCAUAGCGCUUGAUGGUUUUUCCGACUGCUCUUGAAGAAACUUUCAAAGUUCUUGAAAUUCUCUGGAUUUACUGACCUUCAUGUCUUAAAGUAAUGAUGGACUGUCAUUUCUCUUUACUUAUUUGAGCUGUUCUUGCCAUAAUAUGGAUUUGGUCUUUUACCAAAUAGGGCUAUCUUCUGUAUACCCCCCCCCCCCCCCCCCCCCCACCUUGUCACAACACAACUGAGUGGCUCAAACGCAUUAAGAAGGAAAGAAAUUCCACAAAUUAACUUUUAAGAAGGCACACCUGUUAAUCGAAAUGCAUUCCAGGUGACUAUCUCAUGAAGCUGGUUGAGAGAAUGCCAAGAGUGUGCAAAGCUUCAAAGGAUGGCUACUUUGAAGAAUCUCAAAUAUAAAAUAUAUUUUGAUUGGUUUAACACUUUUUUGGUUACUACAUGAUUCCAUAUGUGUUAUUUCAUAGUUUUGAUGUCUUCACUAUUAUUCUACAAUGUAGAGAAUAUUAAAAUAAAGAAAAACCCUGGAAUGAGUAGGUUUGUCUAAACUUUUGACUGGUACUGUAUACUUCCAUUUAAAAAAAUAUAUUGGUACCGUGGACCUUCAGAUGAGUCUUGUGGGCGUCCUAGAGAAAGACGGAGAGCAAAACCAUCGUGUUCAUAAGAGUCAGCUUUCAAUAGAGUGGUCAUAAUAGUAGGCCAAACCGUACUGACGCUACAGACAUUUCUGUGAGAAGACCGAAUUUUUCAUGGGCUGACAAACACCGGUUUAGUUCUGCCACCUUUCACUGCAGAUGCACAAGGGGGCGAUAUCGGUGGAUGUGGUGGAUUGAGACGCAGCCAAUACAAAAAAAACACAUAUCUCUAGUUUAAAAAGACUUUUUUUUUGUGUUAUUUAGAUUUCCACCGGGGCGCGACCAGUGUAGGCCAAGGGUUAAAAGAGAAAUAGAUAGAUAUAGAUAGAGACGGAGAGAGAGAACCGAGAAAGAGAGAGAGGAGGGGUGAGGCGGCCAGAUGUACUGAUACAGCACCUGACUGGGGGAUUAUUCAGAGGAAUGUAGGUCUGGACACAGAUGGUUUUCUCCACGCCCUUGUUUUGGGUGUCCUUGGGCCCGUGUCGUCAUCCCUAUAUACACGCACACACACACACACACACACACACACACACACACACACACACACACACACACACACACACACACACACACACACACACACACACACACACACACACACACACAAGAACCCUCCCCAGAGCCCCCUCCACACACACUUUCUCUCACACUACAGGAAGUAACCCAAUUCCCAUCCUCAAUCUAACCCCAGUCACAUUUACAGUCCAUUUACACAUCCCCAGCUACGCAACCACAUGUCAAAUCACAUACGAUCACAUCUCCCCUAUCUCCCUUGAGUGGCCGGAGAGGCUAGAAACCUGUCAUAGUCCAGCGUUCUCGUCGCUGCGCCCAAAGUAAUUGGAUUUAGAUUGUAUUAUUUUAUCUGAUUUGCAUUGAUUUGAUUUACAUGGGGUUGGCCCUGCUUGUCUGGAACGGUAGCGCCGGAGCAGACACGGGGAUUGAGUUAUUAUUGAAAAUGUCUCGUUGAAAUUAUGCUAGAAAAUCAUGCAGAGCGUCUCUCUUGAGACAGAUCUCGAGAACACACGAACGCAUGCGCACAUGCUCACGCACACACACUCCCACACACACUCGCACACACACUCGGACACAAACACACACACACACACACACAUCUCAAGAGGUCAGUGCUUGUUGAGAAAGGCCUCAAAUAAAUGGAGCUUUGCACUAGGAAAGAGAGAUUUGUAAAGAGAUCUUCUGCAUCCCCUAACCUCCCUUUAGAGUCUGCUUCCUCAGAAUGUUGUCUUCCUACAUGUGGAGUUUUUUCUGGCGUUAAGUCCACCAUCAGUACCACAUGACUAGACCAUAAAAGGUCAGUGGUUCUGUCACGUCAGGUCUCAGGAAAGGUGAUGUACAGAAGCUAUGACCAGCUUACCUCCACUACAAAUUUGUAUGAAUAAAAUGCGAUGAAUUACUUGAUAUUUAUUAACUUUCUGACUGAUUAAUUGAAUAAUUGACUUACUGAAUGACUGAUUGAUUGAUUGUAGGGCUGGGAUUUUGCCUGGGACCUCGCCAUACAAUAUUAUCACGACAUGAUAUGUAUUGCGAAUAUAUACAGUGAGGGAAAAAAGUAUUUGAUCCCAAGCUGAUUUUGUACGUUUGCCCACUGACAAAGAAAUCAUCAAUCUAUAAUUUUAAUGGUAGGUUAAUUUGAACAGUGAUAGACAGAAUAACAACAAAGAAAUCCAGAAAAACGCAUGUCAAACAUUUUAUAAAUUGAUUUGCAUUUUAAUGAGGGAAAUAAGAAUUUGACCCCCUCUCAAUCAGAAAGAUUUCUGGCUCCCAGGUGUCUUUUAUACAGGUAACGAGCUGAGAUUAGGAGCACACUCUUAAAUGGAGUGUGCCUAAUCUCAGCUUGUUACCUGUAUAAAAGACGCCUGUCCACUAAAGCAAUCAAUCAAUCAGAUUCCAAACUCUCCACCAUGGCCAAGACCAAAGAGCUCUCCAAGGAUGUCAGGGACAAGAUUGUAGACCUACACAAGGCUGGAAUGGGCUACAAGACCAUCGCCAAGCAGCUUGGUGAGAAGGUGACAACAGUUGGUGCGAUUAUUCGCAAAUGGAAGAAACACAAAAUAACUGUCAAGCUCCCUCGGCCUGGGGCUCCAUGCAAGAUCUCACCUCGUGGAGUUGCAAUGAUCAUGAGAAUGGUGAGGAAUCAGCCCAGAACUACACAGGAGGAUCUUGUCAAUGAUCUCAAGGCAGCUGGGACCAUAGUCACCAAGAAAAACAAUUGGUAACAAACUACGCCGUGAAGGACUGAAAUCCUGCAGCGCCCGCAAGGUCCCCCUGCUCAAGAAAGCACAUAUACAUGCCCGUCUGAAGUUUGCCAAUGAACAACUGAAUGAUUCAGAGGAGAACUGGUUGAAAGUGUUGUGGUCAGAUGAGACCAAAAUGGAGCUCUUUGGCAUCAACUCAACUCGCCGUGUUUGGAGGAAUGCUGCCUAUGACCCCAAGAACACCAUCCCCACCGUCAAACAUGGAGGUGGAAACAUUAUGCACAUUUGGGGGUGUUUUUCUGCUAAGGGGACAGGACAACUUCACCGCAUCAAAGGGACGAUGGACGGGGCCACGUCAAAUCUUGGGUGAGAACCUCCUUCCCUCAGCCAGGGCAUUGAAAAUGGGUCGUGGAUGGGUAUUCCAGCAUGACAAUGACCCAAAACACACGGCCAAGGCAACAAAGGAGUGGCUCAAGAAGAAGCACAUUAAGGUCCUGGAGGGGCCUAGCCAGUCUCCAGACUUUAAUCCCAUUGAAAAUCUGUGGAGGGUGCUGAAGGUUCGAGUUGCCAAACGUCAGCCUAGAAACUUUAAUGACUUGGAGAAGAUCUGCAAAGAGGAGUGGGACAAAAUCCCUCCUGAGAUGUGUGCAAACCUGGUGGCCAACUACAAGAAACGUCUGACCUCUGUGAUUGCCAACAAGGGUUUUGCCACCAAGUACUAAGUCAUGUUUUGCAGAGGGGUCAAAUACUUAUUUCCCUCAUUAAAAUGAAAAUCAAUUUAUAACAUUUUUGACAUGCGUUUUUCUAGAUUUCUUUGUUGUUAUUCUAUCUCUCACUGUUCAAAUAAACCUACCAUUAAAAUUAUAGACUGAUCAUUUCUUUGUCAGUGGGCAAACAUACAAAAUCAGCAGGGGAUCAAAUACUUUUUUCCCUCACUGUACGUUCCGAUUUAUAUACGUAUUGCAAUUCGAAACUGCGAUUUUAAUGCGAUUCAAUGUUCCAAACAUAUUGCUCACUAUAUGUCUGCUGCAGAGAGACAAGAGAGAGCCAUGAGAAAAUAUGUUUUGAUCAGUCAUGAAAAGAAAAGUGCUGAAAACAUGUUGGCUCACCAUUUUAAAAAGAUGGAGAACAAGCUAUAGAAGGAGAAAUAUUGGCGCAGGUACAGCCGACUGGUGCUUGUUAACAUUAACUGGAGUCAUAUAAUCGAUUUAUAAUAUCGUAAGAAAUAAUAUUGCGAUACUCUACUGUAUAGAUCCCCCCCCCCCCCCCCCCCCCCAUCACUAAUUGAUUGACUAAUUCACUGUCUAUCUUAUUGCCCUCCCUGUAGGUUCCUUAGUGCGUUGGCGGUGCUGGCAGAGCGUCCAGAGCUGGUGGAGAGGGUGAUGAUCACCAGGGGCAUCUGCCAGGAGGGGGCUUACCAGGUCAGGCUGUGUAAGGAUGGUACCUGGAUAACCGUCCUAGUGGACGACAUGCUGCCCUGCGACGAGAAUGGAUACCUGCUCUUCUCCCAGGUGAGGGGGGGGGGGGGGGGGGGACACCACACACACUCAUGCGUACGGAUAUAGUAUGCUCGAAGACUCACUUUAUACACACACACAGAACUAUAUCUAGCCUAGUCACUCACUCUCUCUGUCUUUCUCUCUCAAACUCACAUACAUUCAUGCGUAUAUACAGAUUUUCAAACACCGUCAUUAGUCAUACACACGCACACUGUUAUGCAGUGAAUAUAGCAACCUGAUAUUCCAACUGGUGAGUAAACACAUAUGCACACACUCAUUCAGUUCAUUCCAAGGCUGUGGUGGAGACUAGGGCUGUUGCGGUGACUGUAUUACCGCCACACCGUGGCUACUUAUUUCCCUCAUUAAAAUGCAAAUCAAUUUCUAAAAUUUUUGACAUGCGUUUUUCUGGAUUUUGUUGUUGUUAUUCUGUCUCUCACUGUUCAAAUACACCUACCAUUAAAAUUAUAGACUAAUCAUGUCUUUGUCAGUGGGCAAACAUACAAAAUCAGCAGGGGAUCAAAUACUUUUUUCCCUCACUGUACACCUGUUCUGAAAGGCCCCAGAGUCUGCAACACCACUAAGCAAGGGACACCACCAAGCAAGCGGCACCAUGAAGACCAGGGAGCUCUCCAAACAGGUCAGGGACAAAGUUGUGGAGAAGUACAGAUCAGGGUUGGGUUAUAAAAAAAAUAUCUGAAACUUUGAACAUCCCACGGAGCACCAUUAAAUCCAUUAUUAAAAAAUGGAAAGAAUAUGGCACCACAACAAACCUGCCAAGAGAGGGCAGCCCACCAAAACUCACGGACCAGGCAAGGAGGGCAUUAAUCAGAGAGGCAACAAAGAGACCAAAGAUAACCCUGAAGGAGCUGCAAAGCUCCACAGCAGAGAUUGGAGUAUCUGUCCAUAGGACCACUUUAAGCCGUACACUCCACAGAGCUGGGCUUUACGGAAGAGUGGCCAGAAAAAAGCCAUUGCUUAAAGAAAAAAAUAAGCAAACACGUUUGGUGUUCGCCAAAAGGUAUGUGGGAGACUCCCCAAACAUAUGGAAGAAGGUACCCCGGUCAGAUGAGACUAAAAUUUAGCUUUUUGGCCAUCAAGGAAAACGCUAUGUCUGGCACAAACCCAACACCUCUCAUCAUCCCGAGAACACCAUCCCCACAGUGAAGCAUGGUGGUAGCAGCAUCAUGCUGUGUGGAUGUUUUUCAUCUGCAGGGACUGGGAAACUGGUCAGAAUUGAAGGAAUGAUGGAUGGCACUAAAUACAGGGAAAUUCUUGAGGGAAACCUGUUUGUCUUCCAGAGAUUUGAGACUGGGAAGGAAGUUCACCUUCCAGCAGAACAAUGACCCUAAGCAUACUGCUAAAGCAACACUUGAGUGGUUUAAGGGGAAACAUUUAAAUGUCAUGGAAUGGCCUAGUCAAAGCCCAGACCUCAAUGCAAUUGAGAAUCUGUGGUAUGACUUAAAGAUUGAUGUACACCAGCGGAACCCAUCCAUCUUGAAGGAGCUGGAGCAGUUUUGCCUUGAAGAAAGGGCAAAAAUCCAAGUGGCUAGAUGUGCCAAGCUUAUAGAGACAUACCCCAAGAGACUUGCAGCUGUAAUUGCUGCAAAAGUUGGCUCUACAAAGUAUUGAUUUCGUCUUAUUUCUUGUUUGUUUCACAACAAAAAAUAUUUUGCAUCUUCAAAGUGGUAGGCAUGUUGUGUAAAUCAAAUGAUACAAACCUCCAAAAAAUCUAUUUUAAUUCCAGGUUGUAAGGCAACAAAAUAGGAAAAAUGCCAAGGGGGUUGAAUACUUUCGCAUGCCACUGUAUACAACACGACCUCUUUAAGAAUACAUUUUCACAAAACACUUUGAAUAGACUAAUAUGCUACUAAAACACUUACCUUUAAAACUAUCCACCAGGUCCCAAUUGUCUUUUAGACACAGUCAGCAACUACCUGACCCUAAUUACAUUUACAUUUACAUUUUAGUCAUUUAGCAGACGCUCUUAUCCAGAGCGACUUACAGUUAGUGAGUGCAUACAUUUUUCAUACUGGCCCCCCGUGGGAAUCGAACCCACAACACUGGCGUUGCAAGCGCCAUGCUCUACCAACUGAGCUACAGGAGGCCUGCUGUUUGACCUGCUGUUUAAAAAAUAAAAAAUAAAAACGUCUUAUUUUUAAGACAGAUUUGCUCUCAGGUUUUUUAAAUUACACAACACUGUGCUGAGGUCAGAGGAGCACUGUAUUGACGCAGUGGUUAGUGUUUCCUCCAGCAGUGACACAAAGCCCUGUCACUCUACAGAAUGGUGAUUAGAUUUACCUUUUCUCUAAUGGCCCCCUGUCCUCCAGCCACCACCUGCCCUGGGGCCACACUAAAACCACACAUGAGGCUGCUAUAGCCAGGACCUCAAUCUACUCUAUUGACGUACUGUAUCUCCUUAUCAUGAUGUUUUCAUACCGUAGCAUGAGGGGGACCUUUUUUAUAAGCAACAUGGUAUGGUUAGAACAUGUGGUUUACUCAUCCUGGUUGUGCAUAACAUGUGCCUAAUCUCGGUUAACACGGAACUAAAAUCUCAGCUUCUUAUCUAGCUCAUCCGUAUGUUUUUUAAACAUGGACGAGAUAACUUUCUGCUUCAGAUCCCCACCACCAGUUUAAGCACCACCUUUGCCCAAUCCUGAUUCAGGGGUGGUGAUUUGAAGAAGAAAGUUUACUCGUCCAUGUAAAAAAAAAAAAAAAAAAGGAGACAUUAUCAGAGUAUGUUUUAAUACUACACAAAUGACCAAAAUGAGUGGCUGCUCUGACACUGUCAAACAGAUAUAUAAAAACGACCUGGGCCCGGUUUCCCAAAAGCAUCUUAGACUAAGUUCAUUGUUACAGAGAUCCAUAGGAUCCUAUGGUUCUAAGAUUAACUUAGCCUUAAGAUGCUUUUGGGAAACCGGGCCUUGGUCUUGACCUGGCCCAGGGCCAAUAAAAAGAAGGGAGACACACAGAUUGCACUAUAUUAGGAGGAAAUAUAUAAAUAUUAUAGGCUACAGUAGGCUACUAGAUCAACCGUCCAGUGGCACUGACUCACCCAAUGAUGAAGAUAGCAUGAAUAUGCGUAGCCUAGGCUUCUCACCAUACCGGUGAUGGUCUCAAGAUAGGCCUGAGCUACUUUGAAAAACAGUGCUGUGUGUCCAAGUUGUUGUGAAAAUGGUAGCUUUUACAGAUUAAUUAGUCUUCCCUUUUCAGCAGUAGCCAUUUGCUUUCCAAACAUAUUUUCUGCGAUUGUGUUUUGAAAUUUGCAAAAGACCUUUAACUAUGCACUGACAGCAAGAAGAGAAAUAUAAUCCAUAGAAAUAGAAUCCCUAGAACGAAAGUGCCCAGUCAGGACUGACAGCCAUUUUGAGCAUACCCAUGAGUUUACCAGUCAAAUUAGUGAGGUUCCAAAAACCUUCGCAGGUAGCAUAUUUGGUUCCUUGGAAGUUAAACAAAUUGAAUCAAAUCACAUUUUAUUGGUCGCAUACACAUAUUUAGCAGAUUUUGGGUAUAGCGAAAUGCUUGUGUUCCGAACUCCAACAGUGCAGUAAUAUCUAACAAUUCACAAGAAUACACACAAAUCUAAAAGUAAAAGAAUGGAAUUAAGAAAUAUAUAAAUAUUAGGACGAGCAAUGUCGGAGUCCGGAGUAUAUACAGUGCCUUUGGAAAAUAUUCAGACCCCUUAACUUUUUCCACAUUUUGUUACGUUACAUCCUUAUUCUAAAAUGGAUUACAUACAAAAAAAAAUCCUCAGCUAUCUACACACAAUACCCCAUAAUGACAAAGUGAAAACAGGUGUAUGGACACUUUUGCAAAUUUAUAAAAAAUUUAAAACAGAAAUACCUUAUUUACAUAAGUAUUCAGACCCUUUGCUAUGAGACACGAAAUUGAGCACAGGUGCAUCCUGUUUCAAUUGAUCAUCCUUGAGAUAUUUCUACAACUUGAUUGGAAUCCACCUGUGGUAAAUUCAAUUGAUUGGACAUGAUUUGGAAAGGUACACAUCUGUCUAUAUAAGGUCCAACAGUUGACAGUACAUGUCAGAGCAAAAACCAAGCCAUGAGGUCGAAGGAAUUGCAAAUUAAUUACUUAAAAAUCAUACAAUGUGAUUUUCUGGAUUCUGUCUCUAACAGUUGAAGUGUACCUAUGAUAAAAAUUACAGACCUCUACAUGCUUUGUAAGUAGGAAAACCUGCAAAAUCGGCAGUGUAUCAAAUACUUGUUCUCCCCACUGUAAAUAACAUUAUAUUGGUAGCAAGAAUUGUAUAUAAUAAUUUAAAUUGAAAGAUUCAAAUUUUUGAAUCCGGUGUCGUUUUGCGUGUCAGUUCAUAAACACUAUGCCAUGGGAUCGGUACGUCAAAGAUCUCUUCCCAACUAUUUUGCAAUCUAUAUGGGACGGCUGUCAAUCCUUUCGUCCUUAAGUGAAACUGAUAUACUUUUUUAUUUAUCACAGUUUUCCUUAACCAAUUAUGUUCUUUAAUGCAAGGCCGACAGACAAGUUCCUUACUUUCUCCCCCUUCCACUUUCCUCUUCCACUUUUACGGUAAGGCUGCAAUUAUUUGGUUGUAAUUUUGGGUAGAGCAGACAUUUCCAUAUGUUUUUGUUAGCUGCAUGUGCGACAUAACUCCACCAGUCCUACCGAUGAUAUCAUUUACGAAGAUUAUACCUUUUUUAAACAUUCUGUCAAAAAAUAAAGUUUUUUUUGUCAAUUUGUAUAUUUGAAUUUAACCACAAUAUUUGUUGCAUUAUUUGUUCUGCCGUUUCUGGAGGAUUAAAUUGAAAUUGCAACCAACUUUCUAUGGCUUGUUUUAGAAAUAGUGAUAUUUUCAAAUAACUGCAAAUGAGUUGUUGUAAUCUGAAUAAAGGGAAAAAGGCCUUUCUUGAACAUUGGGUGAGACAAUCUUACUAAUUUGCUUGAGAACCAGUUCGGGUUUAAGUAUAACUUUUGUAUGACUGAAGCUUUUAGUGAUAGGUCUAAUGCUUUAAUAUUUAAUAAUUUCUGUCCUCCAAAUUCAUAUUCAUUAUAUAAAUAUGCCCUUUUAAUUUUGUCUGGCUUGCCGUUCCAAAUAAAAUUGAAUAUUUUUUUCUCAUAUAAUAAAAAAAUAACUGUUCGCUAGGCGUAGGCAAGACCAUAAGCAAAUAGGUAAACUGGGAUAAUACUGAAGAGUUAAUCAGGGGGGGUUUUCCACAAAUUGACAGGUAUUUUCCUUUCCAUGGUAGUAAGAUCUUAUCUAUUUUUGCUAACUUUCUAUUAACAUUUAUUGAAGUGAGAUCAUUUAUUUCCUUUGGGAUAUGUAUUCCGAGUAUCCACAUCACCAUCAGACCAUUUUAUUGGUAAACUACAUGGUAAUGUAAAAAUUGUAUUUUUUAGUGAUCCAAUACGUAAUAUAGUACAUUUGUCAUAAUUUGGUUGUAAUCCAGAGAGGUUAGAAAAUGUAUCUAGAUCCUCUAUGAGGCUGUGGAGGGAUUCUAGUUGUGGAUUUAAAAGAAAACAUGAAUCAUCAGCGUACAAUGACACCUUUGUUUUUAAGCCCUGUAUUUCUAAUCCUCUGAUAUUAUUAUUGGAUCUGAUUUUAAUAGCUAACAUCUCGAUGGCCACAAUAAAUAGAUAUGCCGAUAGUGGACAACCUUGUUUCACUCCUCUUGACAGUUUAAAACUUUCUGAGAAAUAGCCAUUAUUUACUAUUUUACACCUAGGGUUACUAUACAUGAUUUUGACCCAUUUUAUAAGAGAUUCUCCAAAAUUGAAAUGCUCCAGGCAUUUAUAUAUAAACCCCAGUCGAAUUUUAUCAAAUGCCUUUUCGAAGUCUGCUAUGAAUAGCAGGCCUGGUUUCCCAUAUUUUCCAUAGUGUUCUAUUGUUUCCAAUACUUGCCUUAUAUUAUCUUCAAAGUAUCUUCCAUGUAAAAAACCUGUCUGAUUAGAAUGAAUAAUAUCCGACAAUACCUUUUUAAUUCUAUGCGCUAUACAUUUUGCUAGGAUUUUUGCAUCACAACACUGAAGUGUAAGGGGCCUCCAAUUUUGAAAAUGGACUGGAUCUUUAUAUUUUCCACUUGUAUCCUGUUUCAGUAAUAAUGAGAUCAGACCUUCUUCUUGAGUGUCAGAUAAUCUACCAUUUACAUAGGAGUGGUUAAAACAUGCUAAUAACGGUCCUCUUAGUAUAUCAAAAAAGGUUUGGUAUACCUCGAUUGGUAUGCCAUCCAACCCUGGAGUUUUCCCGGACUUAAAGUCUUUAAUUGCAUCCAGAAGUUCCUCCUCUGUAAUUUCACCUUCACAUGAGUCUUUCUGUGUGGCUGUUAAUUUGACAUUAUCAAUAGAAAAAAAAUCUCUACAAUUAGCUUCAGUUAGAGGAGAUGGAGGCGACUGAAACGAAAACAUAUGCUUAAAGUACUUUGUUUCUUCCUUCAAAAUAUAAUUUGGUGAAUUAUGGGUGACUCUGUCAAUUGUAACCAGUUUCAUUAAGUUCUUUUUGAUAGCAUUCCUAUGUUGAAGAUUAAAAAAGAAUUUGGUAGAAGAACAUGCUAUUCUUUUCUUCUGAAAUAAACUACAUUUUCUUCAUAUCAUGCUUCUUUAGACCUGUCUAGAAUAAAUAAUGGCUUUAUUGUGACGGUGUAGGCUAUAUUACAUGGAUUUAUUAGGCUUUUUAAAAUGGCUUGUAGGCUAUGUGUGGAAGCCUGGAGAUACUAAACGGUCAAUUACCGUGAGACCGACAGUUAUUUGCUUGACAAUCACCGGCUGACGAAAUUUCGUGACCUCCACAGCCCUAGUGGAGACAGAGGUUCUCAGAAAUGUCAUAGAGGAAAUAACAAAGAGAGGGGAAACCUCUUCAAUGAGUAUCUUAAAUAAUCCCACAGUAUCCCUCCCCUCCCCUCUUCUCUUUCUUUCUUUCUUUCUUUCUUUCUUUCUUUCUUUCUUUCUUUCUUUCUUUCUUUCUUUCUUUCUUUCUUUCUUUCUUUCUUUCUUUCUUUCUUUCUUUCUUUCUUUCUUUCUUUCUUUCUUUCUUUCUUUCUUUCUUUCUUUCCAGGCCCAGCGUAAGCAACUCUGGGUGGCCCUGAUAGAGAAGGCCCUUGCCAAGCUCCACGGCUCCUACUUUGCCCUGCAGGCGGGGCGCGCCAUCGAGGGCCUGGCCACGCUGACAGGGGCGCCGUGUGACUCCCUCAUGCUGCAGGUCAGCUCCACCAACCCCCGCGAGGAGAGCAUCGACACGGACCUCAUCUGGGCCAAGAUGCUCAGCUCCAAGGAGGCCGGGUGCGUGGAACAGAGGAGGUUUUUCUUUGGAGAAAGUCAAUUAUUCUCUGAAGAUGUAACAUGAUAUGCACAAAUGGGACAAGGGAAGAAGUAAUUACUCGGAACUCAUCAUGGGCAACUUUGAUGUGGGGGCCACAAAAAAACAACUCAUCGUGAGGGGCCGCAGUGGCUCGUGGGUCUGCGUACCCACAUCCAUACUGCCGCUCAUUAGAGAAGAAUUCGCGGUUUUAAAGCAAUUUCCUGCAAUUCUACACAUUUUGCCAUUUUGCCAUAGGUUUCUGAUGGGGGCAUCAUGCGGAGGAGGGAACAUGAAGGUGGAUGAUGGGGUGUAUGAGUCGUUGGGCCUCCGCCCUCGCCAUGCUUACUCUAUCCUGGAUGUACGGGACGUACAGGGCUACAGGUGAGAGCUGAUUGGGUUAUUAGUCGGAGGGAGUGUGGCUAAUAAGUUUUUGGUGAAAAGGGCCAUGUAUCUUUCUUUUUCGGAAAUCCCGUCAUUGUAUCCUUUCCGUUUUUACCACGGGUAGUUGUAAGAACCUUAUCAAACCCUGAUGAGAGUCCUUCCGUUUUUCAGUCCCAAUUGCAUUCCUUUUAAUUGCUUCUGCUAACGACAUGCUCUCUCUCUCCCUUUCAGACUUCUGCGGUUGAGGAACCCAUGGGGUCGCUUCUCGUGGAACGGCAGCUGGUCAGACGAGUGGCCUGAUUGGCCGCAGCUCCUCCGCCAUGAGCUCAUGGCCCACGGCAGCAGCGAGGGCGUCUUCUGGAUGGAGUAUGGAGACUUCAUCAAGUAGGUCCCGUCUUAAUGUGCCAAUCACCCAAUGACCUAGGACUAGGUCAGGGAUGGGUGACUACGAUGUUGGAGACCCACUGGGUGUGCUCUCACUAAAACCAAUAAGUCCCAUUAACAAGAGUCAAUUAGAUGGUAUUCCAGGUAAUGGACUAAUUGGUAGUUAAUAGGUUGACUCAUUAGUGUGUAAGACUUAAACUGAGAGACACUGACCCACUCCUGUCCUGUCUGCCUUGUAAAUACCAAGUGUUUUUGUUUUAUUUGGUUGGUUGGCUGAUUUUGUUUUUUGGUGUGGUUGCUAGGUUGUUGAGUAGCAUGAGUUAGACUUAAGUGCCUGGUAGUCCAAUAAGUGAAUGGUACUCCAUGAAUCAGACUCGGAGAGUGCAUUGCAACAAGGAUGCACCUCCCUUCCUGACUGUCAGCUUGUCUUCCUUUCUGUCAAUUCAGUGAACGUUGCAAUGUAGGGUACAAGGCCCAAUGCUCUGUGCAGUCUGUCUCUGUCUGUCUGUCUGCCUGUCUUUGUUCAAUUCAUCCUCUCCGUCAAUUAAAUGAGCAAUGGAAUCUAGAGUCUGUCUGUCUGUCAAUAUACUGUAUCUGAAAGAAGAGAGAGGAAACCCAGUAACUCUGCUCAGCAUACAGCAAGGUAAAGGGUACUUGACAAACAAAUACCUGGUAGACAAGCAAGGUGAUGUCCUCGCGGCUUUUAACUCAAUGAGUCCCACCGCGACACCGGCGCAAUUUGUACUUCUAACCCCUUUUAAACACAUUGUACCACUGGAUUCGUAUUUUUCUUCUGCAUCCGUUGGUACCAACCAUUAGUCUGUGUGAUUAACGGGUGCUGAGGUAGAGCGGUGUUUGUGAGACAAGGGCGGAUCCCAAAGGGGCCCGGGCUGGGUCUUUUUACAAAAACGUCUAUAGAGUCAGAAUAAUUUGAGCUACAAACUAUUAAAAGCUAUCUAUGAAAAGCUGAGACUCUCACGAACACGCACAUGUAACGUGACGCUCACAAGCAACACAAGUAAUUUGAAGGUAAGGGGUUCUUCUACAUAGAAGAUCAUUUGAAAUCCAAGGACAUAAAAUCCAAUCAAAUUUUAUUGGUCACAUACACAUAUUUUUUGCAGAUCAUUGUGUUCCUAGCUCCAUAGACUCUAUAAUACUGUAAUAAGCUCACAUAGUUGCUGUCACAAACUCCAAACUCCACACAGUUCCCACUGAGCAAACAAUUAGUCCAUCAAUUUUUUGGGCCUUCCUCUGACACCGCCUAGUAUAUAGGUCCUGGAUGGCAGGAAGUUUGGCUCCAGUGAUGUACUGGGCUGUACGCACUACCCUCUGUAGUGCCUUACGGUCAGAUGUCGAGCAGUUGCCAUACCAGGCGGUGAUGGAACCAGUCAGGAUGCUCUCGAUGGUGCAGCUGUAUAACUUUUUGAGGAUCUGGGGACCCAUGCCAAAUCUUUCCAGGUCUCUGACCUCCUCCUUAUAGGCUGUCUCAUCGUUGUCGGUGAUCAGGCCUAACACUGUUGUGUUAUCAACAAACAUAAUGAUUGUGUUGGAGUCGUGCUUGACCACGCAGUCGUGACUAAACAGGGAGUACAGGAGGGGACUAAGCACGCACCCCUGAGGGGCUCCUGUGUUAAGGAUCAGCGUGGCAGAUGUGUUGUUGCCUACCCUUACCACCUGUGGGCGGCCUGUCAGGAAGUCCAGGAUCCAGUUGCAGAGGGAGGUGUUUAGUCCCAGGGUCCUUAGCUUAGUGAUGAGCUUUGUGGGCACUAUGGUGUUGAAAGCUGAGCUGUAGUCAAUGAACAGCAUUCUCAUAUAGGUGUUCCUUUUGUCCAGAUGGGAAAUGGCAGUGUGGAGUGCGAUUGAGAUUGCGUCAUCUGUGGAUCUGUUGGGGCGGUAUGCGAAUUGGAGUGGGUCUAGGGUUUCCGGGAUGAUGGUGUUGAUGUGAGCCAUGACCAGCCUUUCAAAGCACUUCAUGGCUACCGACGUGAGGGCUACUGUCACGAUCGUUAACGGAAGAUACGGACCAAGGCGCAGCGUGAUAAGUGUAUAUUUUAUUAAGUACUAAACUCACGACAAAACAACAAGCAAACGAAACGUGAAGUCCUAGGUUACACAAAACAAACCUUAACGGAACAAGAUCCCACCCCGACUAGUGCCAAACAGGCUGCCUAAGUAUGGUCCCCAAUCAGAGACAACGAGAUACAGCUGCCUCUGAUUGGGAACCACCCUGGCCAACAUAGAUCUAAACGAUCUAGAACAUCAACAUAGAAAAUGUAACACCAAAACUACACACCCUGGCUCAACAUUUCAGAGUCCCCAGAGCCAGGGCGUGACAGCUACGGGGCGGUAGUCAUUUAGGCAGGUUACCUUCGCUUUCUUGGGCACAGGGACUAUGGUGGUCUGCUUGAAACAAAAUCCCUCCUGAGAUGUGUGCAAACCUGGUGGCCAACUACAAGAAACGUCUGACCUCUGUAAUUGCCAACAAGGGUUUUGCCACCAAGUACUAAAUCAUGUUUUGCAGAGGGGUCAAAUACUUAUUUCCCUCAUUAAAAUGCAAAUCAAUUCAUAACAUUUUUGACAUGCGUUUUUCUGGAUUUUUUUGUUGUUAUUCUGUCUCUCACUGUUCAAAUAAACCUACCAUUAAAAUUAUAGACUGAUCAUUUCUUUGUCAGUUGGCAAACGUACAAGAUCAGCAGGGGAUCAAAUACUUUUUUCCCUCACUGUAGGUAUUACAGACUCGGUCAGGGCGAGGUUGAAAAUGUCAGUGAAGACACUUGCCAGUUGGUCCGCGCAUGCUCUGAGUACACGUCCUGGUAAUCCGUCUGGCCCUGCAGCCUUGUGAAUGUUGACCUGUUUAAAGGUCUUGCUCACAUCGGCUACGGAGAGCGUGAUCACACAGUCGUCUGGAACAGCUGGUGCUCUCAUGCAUGCUAAAGUGUUCCUUGCCUCGAAGCGAGCAUAAAAGGCAUUUAGCCCGUCUGGCUGGGUUUCCCUUUGUAGUCCGUAAUAGUUUGCAAUCCCUGCCACAUCUGACGAGCGUCAGAGCCGGUGUAGUAGGAUUCAGUCUUAGUCUUGUAUUGACGCUUUUGCCUGUUUGAUGGUUCAUCUGAGGGCAUAGCAGGAUUUCUUAUAAAUGUCCGGAUUAGUGUCCCGCUCCUUGAAAGCGGCAGCUCUAGCCUUUAGCUCAGUGUGGAUGUUGCCUGUAAUCCAUGGCUUCUGGUUGGGAUAUGUACGUACGGUUGCUGUGGCGACGACAUCGUCGAUGCACUAAUUGAUGUAGCCGAUGACUGAGGUGGUAUACUCCUCAAUGCCAUUGGAUGAAUCCCGGAACAUAUUCCAGUCUGUGCUAGCAAAACAGUCCUGUAGCAUCCGCGUCAUCUGACCACUUCCGUAUUGAGCGAGUCACUGGUACUUCCUGCUUCAGUUUUUGCUUGUAAGCAGGAAUCAGGAGGAUAAAAUUAUGGUCAGAUUUGCCAAAUGGAGGGCGAGGGAGAGCUUUGUAUGCGUCUCUGUGUGUGGAGUAAAGGUGGUCUAGAGUUUUUUGCCCUCUGGUUGCACAUGUGACAUGCUGGUAGAAAUGAGGUAAAACGGUUUUAAGUUUGCCUGCAUUAAAGUCCCUGGCCACGAGGAGCGCCGCUUCUGGAUGAACAUUUUCUUCUUUGCUUAUGGCCUUAUAGAGCUCGUUGAGUGUGGUCUUAAUGCCAGCAUCGGUUUGUGGUGGUAAAUAGACGGCUACGAAAAAAUAUAUAGAUGAAAACUCUCUUGGUAGAUAGUGUGGUCUACAGCUUAUCAUGAGGUACUCUACCUCAGGCGAGCAAUACCUCGGGACUUCCUUAAUAUUAGACAUCGCGCACCAGCUGUUAUUGACAAAUAGGCACACACCACCACCCCUCGUCUUACCGGACGUAGCUGCUCUGUCCUGCCGAUGCACGAAAAACCCAGCCAACUGUAUGUUAUCCAUGUCGUCGUUCAGCCACGACUCGGUGAAACAGAUAUUACCGUUUUUAAUGUCCCGUUGGUAGGAUAGUCUCGAAUGGAGCUCAUCCAGUUUAUUCUCCAGUGAUUGCACGUUGGCCAAUAGAACGGAUGGUAGAGGCGGGUUACCCACUCGCCGACAAAUUCUCACAAGGCACCCCGAUCUGCGCCCCCUGUAUCUCCGUCUUUUCUUCAUGCGAAUGGCGGGGAUUUGGGCCUGGUCCGGGAGAAACAGUAUAUCCUUCGCGUCAGACUCAUUAAAGAAAAAAUCUUUGUCGCUGUUCUGAUAUCCAGAAGCUCUUUUCAGUCAUAAGAGACGGUAGCAGCAACAUUAUGUACAAAAUAAGUUAAUAACAACGCAAAGAAACACACAAAAUAGCACAAUUGGUUAGGAGCCCGUAAAACAGCAGCCAUCUCCUCCGGCACCAUUAACAAGAGCGCAAUUAGCUUUGAGUGACGAGUGUGUGUGUGCAUAAGGUUUCUAGUCCUGUCUAACAGUGUAUUUGUUGUGUCUCUCCACAGGUACUUUGAUUCGGUGGACAUAUGUAAGAUCCACUCAGAUUGGCAGGAGGUGCGUUUACAGGGCUGUUUCCCCAGCAGAGCCUGUGGUCCUGUUACGGUCACUGCCCUGACCGUGCUGGAGAGGACCGCGCUGGAGUUUGCCCUCUUCCAGGAGGGCAGCAGGUACUCUCUCUCUCUCUCUCUCUCUCUCUCUCUCUUUCUCUCUCUCGACAGGCACCUGUUGGAAUGAACAAUACAUCUUAUAAACUUCUGAAUCUCUAUUCUUCUCCUUCCUCUAGGCGGUCGGACACAGCAGACAGCCACCUGUUGGACCUGUGUAUCAUGGUGUUCAGAGCAUCGUUUGGCAGUGGCAACAAGUUGACCCUGGGCCGGCUGCUGGCCCACAGCAAGCGGGCCGUUAAGAAGUUUGUGGGCUGCGACGUGAUGCUGGAGCCGGGCGAGUACGCUAUGGUGUGCUGCGCCUUUAACCACUGGCAGAUGAAUGUCAGCGGAGUAGGGCCGCCCACACCAGGUACACACACACACACGUACACAAACACGCAUUCACAAACACACAUACAUACAGUAUAUCCCUCUACAGAUUAGCAUGAAUGGAUGGUAGAGGAGUACUGGCCACACUAGGUUCACACAAGCUAACGCGCACACACACACACACAUACACGUUUGUGUUCAUGUAUACUUUUCCAUUCUCACAUACACAUUCUCACACACAUAUUCAAAGACAACUGACACGUUCAUAGUGUGAAUGUGUCAGUUGUGUUUGAAUAUGUGUGUGAGAAUGUUGAUGAAUUUCAUACGAGCCGGUAAAGCAUUCAAUAAGGAGAAUAUGCCUAUGGACUGAGUCAUCUAUUAAAGACUCCCAAGGACCGUGUAUUGUCAAAAACGAGCUAUGUUGUCCAUUCCAUAAGUGCUUACACCUGUAGUUAACCUGCUAGCUUGUGGAUUGAAAGAUUGAAUCUUCUCUUGUCUUCUUUUAGUGUCGAGCCCCACCAGUGCACGGCGUCCCAGCCAAGACUUCCCAGGGUACAUCCUGGCCAUCUACAGCUCCCGUCAGGUGAUGGUGGAGCAGGUGGAGGCUACCGCUACCACGCUGGCCGACGCCAUCAUCCUACUGACCGAGAACAAGGGAGAGAGACACGAGGUGAGAAGGGAGUAGCAUACACCACACACACAGACACUGUAACAGACACACACUCGCACAGAGACGGCAAAGAGAGCAUUUCACUACUGGAGACGAAACACAUCCAGUUAUAGAAAUCAGAAACUGCCGUUAUCUAAACAUAGUAGGCGGGUUGAAUAGAGAGAGACUGUGUCACAGGCAUAUGUGUAACUCAAAUGGCAUCUUAUGUAUGUACUAUUUACAAUGUAUAUGUGUCUGUCUGUAUCUCUGUUUCUGUCUGUCUGCGUUUCUUUGUGCGCGUCUGCCUCUGUGUGUGUUUGUGUGUGUGUUCCUGUGUGUGUGUGUUCCUGUGUGCGUGCCUGUCUCUCUGUCUCUGUAUGUCUCUGUAGGGACGCGAGGGCAUGACAUGCUAUUACCUGACCCACGGCUGGGCGGGACUGAUCGUGGUGGUGGAGAACCGCCACCCCAAGUACUACCUCCACGUGUCAUGUGACUGUACGGACAGCUUCAACGUAGUGUCCACCCGCGGCAGCCUCAAGACCAUCGACAGUGUACCGCCUCUAUACAGGUACUGCUGUGCACCACACAGUACAUUGUUUAUAUAGGCCUAUUUAGAACGUAAACUUACACAGGUGCUAGCAGGCAGAGGUGGGACCAAGUCACUACUAUUCGAGUCACAAGCAAGUCUCAAGUCACAAGGUCCAAGUCUCAAGUCGAGUCCCAAGUACAACCGGUCGAGUCUCGAGUCAAGUCCAAGUCGUGCAUUCUAAGAGCGAGUCGAGUCACAAGUUUUUUUCCAAAUCAAAAUAAAUCUAUAGGCUACAGGCAAUGACUUGUUCAACUAACAAUCUUUGUCUAUUUAUUGAGGCUACCAGACGGCGCACAUGCAUGUGCGAACACGCGCUCACAAUCGCUGCACAAAUGUACCCUAUCUUUACAGCCAUAAACGGUAAAGCAUUUUCAAAACACAAGAUGCAGAAAAAUCAACUGUUUUACACCUGCAUUUUGAGCAGAAAGUCAUUCAUGUUAGCAGUCAAUAUCAACUAGGAAUAUCAUGUCUCAUUGUCAGUCCAGAGCAAGCAGGAUCAUGCAGCCUACAUGUGGGCCUAUGCAGCUGAGGUUGCAGGAUCGGAUGGAAAGCAGGAUCUGUCUUUAGCCUUUUUCUUCCUCAGAAAUAUCCUAAUUAAUUCGCCAGAAUAUGUUACAUUUUCAUCCCAUAAGUAUUGAAGGUUGUGCGAUGUUACAGCUAGCUAUCUUUAGACAUAUAGCCAGUACCACCACUGAGGUAUAUAAUUAUAACUCAUCCAAACUAGGCCUAUCUGAAAUAUGGAAAUGAUCAAUGAAAUCAGAAGCAGCCCCAAAACAUGCAUGCACCAUUUUUCACGCUAAAUUUGGCAAUUUUAAAAACUGAACUUGACGUGAGAAUGAGUUUAUCCUCCCGCAAACUUUAGACUAUGGGUACGCACAGUUUCUAGUGGUUGAAGUAUUUCAUUGCAAGAAGGCAAAAAACGUAUCCUUGUAUAAAUGGGGAAUAUAUGAUGACACUCUUAUUCAUUACAAAAAACAGGUAGGCCUAGCUAAAUAACAAGAUGCAAUCAUUUGUCAUUAUUGAGAAAAGCAAAUCGAUUUUUCUUAGCAUUCUAAAAUAAUUCAAAAUAGGCAUAUAUUUCCUAUUAUUUAUUUCAUUUCCAUGAUCAUUACAGAAUAAAUUCCUCACCCUUUCUGACUGUGAUGGUUUCAUUGGCUACUCACGAAAUAGCCUGUAGGCCUACAAGUUUGGAUAGACUACCAUUGGUCCCAUCUCUCAUUUAAUUGGACCCACUUUACAGUAGUAAAUAGAUAAGCUAUUUCAAGUAGUCUAUUUUGCUCUAUGUGAUUAGGGUAGAACAGAUGGUUCACCUUUUCCAUUGACGUUUGUAAGCUACAUCUGAGUACUGUAAUGUGACAUUUCUAGCGUAGGCAAUAUUUCAUUUAUGAACAUAAUACAUAAAUCAUAACCAUUGCAGAAUAGAUUCCUCACCUUUUCUGGCCAUGAUGAGUUGAUAUUCCCAUAGCCAUGCACCAAAUUACCAUGCGCAUCUCUCAUUUAAUUGGGACUAUUAGUUUGGCUAUUAUCAUUUCAAAUGUUUUCUCUAUGCAUCCGACAGGGUCCGCAUUUUAUAAAUACAGUAGAAUUUAACAGGUGAACAGACAGUUUAUAUUGUUCAUUGAAGUGUGUAGGCUACCACUGUAAGUAGGCCUACUGUAGUUUUCAUUUUGUCCGAGCAUAUUUAGGUUCGGGAAAAAGUGAAUGCAAAACAUUAUUACAUUCAAACAAUCUGUUUACAGGUCCACAACAAUUUGCAAUUGUUUUUGUCUUUCAGAAAUGGUCACUGCAAAAGGACACAUUCUGCCAACACAUCCAAAGACAUUUGAUCAAGUUUUCCAUUGCUAUUUCCUUUAGAUACUGUCUAAUUCCAAUACUUUCAAACUAUACAGCAAAUAAGGGUGUUACUGUCACCAUAAAAGGUGAAUGAUGGGCAUUUUCAGGCGGAGUUCUAAUGCUCGUUCACGCGUGCACAGUUUUAAGACAGGUCUGAUUCAUAACGGAUACAUGCGUAUAUAUGGGGUUCGCCAAGUUUAUAACUCGUAUAUUUUUGUGCGUGCACAGUGUUUUCAGAAAUGGUGCACGCAGAUAUUUAGUGUUACAUGUAUGCAAUGGUUAUAAAUGAGGCCCCAGGUAGAUCUUCUUACCCGACAGAGAUCAUUGCGGCGCGGUCGGCAUUGUUCACGCUGUGGUUGGGAGCGGGUGGUCAGAUCAGACAAUUUUGUGCUGAAAAUAUUUUUGUUGUCCUGCAGAUUAUUUGGAAAUGGUAGUCUUUCUGGUUUCUAUGCAUUAGCCUACCUAUUGUAUUAAAAGCACAUUUUUGUCACAUUAUUCACAAGUAGCCUACCUCUCCUCUCUUAGUUGGGCGUGCGAAAUCAAAUGUGCCUAGUAUAUGUGUGGUUUUAAUGAAAUAGAGUAGGCUGGCUAUGCGUGGGUGGAGAAGCACGAGGCAGUUAUCUUUCCAAAGAAAUGUACAUCCUAAAUAUGAGUAGGCUAUAGUUUACUACAUUGCCUAGAAUGCCUACAGUGCAUUCGGAAAGUAUUCAAACCCCUUGACUUUUUCCACAUUUUGUUUCGUUACAGCCUUAUUCUAAAAUUUAUAACAAAUAUAUCCUCAUCAAUCUACACACAAUGCCCCAUAAUGACAAAAGCAAAAACAGUUUUUUUGAAAUGUUAGCAAAUUUAUAAAAAAUAAAAAACAGAAAUACCUUAUUUACAAAAUGUUGUCUCAUUCCUCUUAAAUGGCUGUGCGAUGUUGCUGGAUAUUGGCGGGAACUGGAACACGCUGUUGUACACGUUGAUCCAGAGCAUCCCAAACAUGCUCAGUGGGUGACAUUUCUGGUGAGUAUGCAGGCCAUGGAAGAACUGGGACAUUUUCAGUUUCCAGGAAUUCUGUACAGAUCCUUGCGACAUGGGGCUGUGCAUUAUCAUGCUGAAACAUGAGGUGUUGGGUGCAGAUGAAUGGCAUGAAAAUGGGCCUCAGGAUCUCGUCACGGUAUCUCUGCAUUAUAAUUGCCAUCGAUAAAAUACAAUUGUGUUCAUUGUCCGUAGCUUAUGCCUGUCCAUACCAUAACCUCACCGCCACCAUGGGGCACUCUGUUGACAUCAGCAAACCACUCGCCCACACGACGCCAUUUGCCCGGUACAGUUGAAACCGGGAUUUAUCCGUGAAGAGCACACUUCUCCAGCGUGCCAGUGGCCAUCGAAGGUGAGCAUUUGCCCACUGAAGUCGGUUACGACGUCGAACUGCAGUCAGGUCAAGACCCUGGUGAGGACGACGAGCACACAGAUGAGCUUCCCAGAGACAGUUUCUGACAGUUUGUGCAGAAAUUCUUCGGUUGUACAAACCCACAGUUUCAUCAGCUGUCCGGGUGGCUGGUCUCAGACGAUCUCGCAGGUGAAGAAGCCAGAUGUGAAGGUCCUGGGCUGGCGUGGUUACAAUUGGCCUGCGGUUUGUGAGGCUGGUUGGACGUACUGCCAAAUUCUCUAAAACAAUGUUGGUGGUGGCUUAUGGUAGCAAAAGCUCUGGUGGACAUUCCUGCAGUCAGCAUGCCAAUUACAUUGUGGCCUUUUAUUGUCCCCAGCACAAGGUGCACCUGUGUAAUGAUCAUGCUGUUUAAUCUGCUUCUUGAUAUGCCCCACCUGUCAGGUGGAUGGAUUAUCUUGGCAAAGGAGAAAUGCUCACUAACAGGGAUGUAAACAAAUUUGUGUACAAAAUGUGAGAGACAUAAGCUUUAUGUAAAAUGACUGGGAUCUUUUAUUUCAGAUCAUGAAUCAUGGGAGAAACCCUUAACAUGUUGCGUUUAUAUUUUUGUUCAGUGUAUUAAAAAAAUACAAAACCUUCACCCAACCUGUGUUGAUUUACAGUUUGUUGGUCCAAUCAGAGGACCGAGUGUGCGUUUCACUAGCCAAUCCGUUUUUUUGCAAGUGCGAUACUGUCUCUGGCUGCGUGGAGAGUAAUCCACGGAGACUGUGCCACAAAAUGAGUGACAAAACACUACAAAACCUGCCCAGAUAAUUUCAAGUCAUCAGUCUCAAUUCAAAGUUCAGUCCAAGUCUUGAGGCUCCAAGUUCAAGUCAAGUCUCAAGUCAUGAAAUUUGUGACUCAAGUCAGACUCGAGUCCAAGUAAUGUCCCUCGAGUCCACACCUCUGCUAGCAGGUGCUACCAGGUGCAUGGAGAAGAAAGUGUACUUGAUAAAAAAUAUUUUUAUGUAGGCCUAUAUACCACUGUUAAAGACAGAAUGGCUUUAUUACCGUGUUUUUCAACUUUUCUUGCAUUGGUAAAGACAAUGAUACGCAAAUGAUCGUAUUUUCUGACCAUAUUCUCUCACGAUCGUGUUCUUUAUUAUUACGAACCAUCAGGUCACGCAUGGCAUUAUGACCAUGUUUUCUGGCCGUGUUCUCCCAUAGUUCUCAUAUUUUCCAUGAUUAGAAUCCAUACAUCGUUAUAUACCACCUCACUAUUCAUGGAAUGAUUACAAUGUUUUCUGGCCAUGUUCUCUCCCAGUCAUAUUCUCCACUAUUCAUAUACCACAUCUUUCUGUUGAAGAUGGUCAUGCAUGACCAUGUUUCCUGACAGUGUUUUCUGACUUUGUCUCCCCCUGCAGGCAGGUGCUGGUGGUGCUAUCCCAGCUGGAGGGCAACGCAGGCUUCUCCAUCACACACCGGCUGGCCCACCGCAAGGCCGCUCAGGCCUCCCUAGGGGACUGGACCCCCACCAAGGCCACGCACAGCCCCCAGCUCAACCCCGACGUUGACGGCCUGCACCAGCCACGGCCCCUAUGACCACUAAUUCCUCCUCGAUCCCUGAAGGAUGAGGACUCAAUUCUGCCAAACGCACCUGGAUCCAGUUGGGAAUUAGGAGAAGGGGGGUGGAUGGAUGUGCCAUUUUGGAUGUGAUGGGGGAUGAGGGACCCCUCCCAGGUUAAAUCAGCAUUUCUGGGUGACUAGAGGAGUCCUGAGUCUGAGAUCCUCCAACCAACAAGGAAGAUUUCUAUAUCUAGCCUUGUCAACUACAACGCUGUACUGUAUGUCUGACUAUGGACCAGGUAUAUUACACAGACGGACACCCUAAUCAGAACAGAACAGCGCCUGUUCCUUCCCUAACCCCCGCAACAGAUGUCAACGAAUGCCCAGGAAGACUGUUGACCCCACAUCCCAAAGGUUAAAGAUCAUUCAGAGGUCAGGGUGGAGUGCUGUAACUAAUGAGCCACCUUGGGGCUGUUCCCCCACUGAGCCAAUCCACUACGCCGACCUGACCACCUGACCCCACUGUUCUUGGUCUAUGGACCCAACCCACCAUACUCAAGGUAGAAGUUUCCUUGAGCUGAUCUAGGAUCAGCUUCCCCUC